AUGGUUUUGAGCCAGUACCUCUACAACACCAUUCUAUUUUGCUUGGUCAUCUUCGCCAUUCCAUUCGCCGUCCUAACUUACCUCAACUAUCGUCUGGUCAGUACGAUUAAAAUAGCUAGAGCAAGCUGGACGAAGCUGAAUAGAAAUCAAAAAAUUGAGCUAAAGGCAGCUAAGCUGCCGCUUGUCAUCGUAGCUGUGUUUUUCGUGUGCGCUACUCAAUCGUUUGUGUCAUUCUUGCUGGACGCCAUCAACAACAACAAAAACAACAACAACAAUAACAUCAACAACAACGACGUCGACAACAACAACAACGACAAAAUUAAAUUUUUCAGUAACUAG
This is a messenger RNA of Helobdella robusta, 339 nucleotides long. RefSeq lists its product as hypothetical. The record is from RefSeq and is a predicted model, not a curated record. Gene Ontology annotation, biological process: G protein-coupled receptor signaling pathway. The transcript has 4 exons. The coding region runs from base 1 to 339 and encodes 112 amino acids. Gene Ontology annotation, molecular function: G protein-coupled receptor activity. NCBI's taxonomy places the organism in Eukaryota, Metazoa, Annelida, Clitellata, Rhynchobdellida, Glossiphoniidae. Gene Ontology annotation, cellular component: membrane.